CAUAAUUUGAGACACAUAUAUUAUAUAUUAAAGUUUGCAGUUCAACGAACUAUUCUAUUUUCUUGCUCAAUAUUUCUAAGCAGUAGUGUGGGAAAUGGCCGGCGUGACAGAAAACGGACGAAGAAUCAUGGUAGCAAUCGACGAAGGGGAUGAAAGCAUGUACGCUUUGUCGUGGUGCCUAAAGAAUUUAAUUUUCCAAAAUUCAAAAGACCAUCUUAUCCUCUUCUAUGUUAAGCCCCCUCGUGCCGUUUAUUCGGCCUUUGAUGGCACAGGAUACCUUUUUUCAUCUGACAUAACUGCAACCAUGGAGAAGUAUAGCCAACAAGUUGCCGAUUGUGUCUUGGAGAAAGCCAAGAGAGUUUGUAAAGACCUCCAAAAUGUGGAGACCAAGAUAGAGAAUGGCGAUCCGAGGGACGUGAUAUGUCAUGCGGUUCAAAAAUUGGGUGUUGAUAUUUUGGUCAUGGGAAGUCACGGCUAUGGUGUCAUCAAGAGGGCUUUCCUUGGAAGCGUGAGCAAUCACUGCGCACAGAAUGUGAAGUGCCCUGUUUUGAUAGUGAAGAAACCAAAAUCAACCGCUGGAGAAGACAAUAUAUAAUUUGCUUCUUUUGUUUUUUCUGUAAAAAAAAAUACUUUUCUUCUGUAUGGGUAUGUAUAUGUAUGUACGUG
Cicer arietinum (chickpea) is the source of this 666-nucleotide messenger RNA. RefSeq names its product universal stress protein A-like protein. NCBI's taxonomy places the organism in Eukaryota, Viridiplantae, Streptophyta, Magnoliopsida, Fabales, Fabaceae. The record is from RefSeq and is marked validated.